Cimex lectularius (bed bug) is the source of this 2453-nucleotide messenger RNA. RefSeq names its product testisin-like. Gene Ontology annotation, biological process: proteolysis. Gene Ontology annotation, molecular function: serine-type endopeptidase activity. The transcript has 3 exons. NCBI's taxonomy places the organism in Eukaryota, Metazoa, Arthropoda, Insecta, Hemiptera, Cimicidae. The coding region runs from base 320 to 1312 and encodes 330 amino acids. The record is from RefSeq and is a predicted model, not a curated record.
UUGAUUUGAUUUUGCACUUCAUUGAGGCAGACCCAUCCUUAAAAAGAAUUUCCUUAACUUUUCCUAGAGCUGGAUUACCCCUGUUAAUAAAAUCAUUAGUUGCUUUAUUAAAUUUAACGUUAAAAUUGUAAGGAACUCUUAGAGGAUGGAUUCCUGACGGGAAUGUAAUGAAAACCUGGUGGGUCGAGUGUUAACUGGCAGUACUUGCCAAGUCUGCUAGAUGCCUCUAGGGACGAUUUUUAAACUCCGUUCAAUUAAAACUAUUUUGUGGUUCAUACCAUAGUUACAUAUUUAAGGAUAUAAAAAAAAAAAUCUAAGAAUGAACAUCAACGAGCAGAACGAGACGUACGGCAUGGUGGGGAAAGUGAACUUGUCUUCUAAAUCAAUUAGACCUUUGAUAAGAAGGAAACGACUAACAGGAGGUAUAGACGCGAUGGUAAAUGAAGGAACGCUAGUCGGUAGCUUGCAAAGAAAAGCAGACCGCAAGCAUUUCUGCGGGGUGACUCUUGUAACGUUGAAGCACGGGGUCACUGCUUGCAGUUGCGUUAUCUUUGGCUUGCCGAACGAUGCGGAUUUACAACAAGGCACUGAAUACGUUGUCAUGGCUGGUGACAAAAAAUGGGAAACGCAGGACCAAAAACGUCUUAGAGAUGUGCAGUCUUUCUGGAAGGAUAGUCGGUGUGAUAUGGAUCCAGAUAUCGGCAUAUGGCAGUUCGGCAUGGGAUAUUUCGAGUUGUCGAUGGCUUUUCCAGCAGCCGGCGGACCCGACUAUGCCGCUGGAAUGCCCACAUCUCAGGACGAAUAUGAAACAUUAUUCAAGAAGUUCUCCGAAAACAUUGAAUAUGCGCAAGGGAGCGUAACGAAGUAUUGCUACACCUACGGUUGGGGAGCCAAGAAGUACGACGUCAAAUUGGGAGAUCCAACACUAUUUCCUCCUUCUUUGAACAAAAGAGCGGUGCAGUUUAUAUCGAUGAAAGAUUGUCAGGACAGACUGUGCAACAAUGGGUUUUGCUCUUUCAAAGUUGAAAAGUCGGGUGGAUUUUGCCUCGGAGUGCCAGAUAAUAGUAAUGGCGGUCUUUGCAAGGGCGACGCCGGCAAUCCUUUGAUAUGCGAGAAGAAAUUCUAUGGCGUUGGGGAAGAAGCGCCCGACUGCGGAAGUAUUCUGAAAUUUUCCAUUUUUUACAAACUUGAUAUUGACAUGAUUCAAAGUUUGAAAAAGAAAGGUAGCACUGCUUCUAAUCUUUUUACUCGCCGUACACGCACUCAGUGGCUCAUGAUUACUUUAACUCUAAUCAGUUUUGUUAUUGUGUAAAAUUGUGUAAUUGAGAAAUUUGUAUGAAAAUAAAAAUUAUAUCAACAUAUGUACUGAUUUUCACUGGGCCAUCUAUGCAAAAAAGUACAUAUGCAUAAAAUAUGAAUUGAAAAUAAUUUUGUAUGGCACGUGUAGGGAAGAAAAUCUCACAAAUCGUUUUGAUUUAAUCAAAUGAAGGGUGUGACUAGUAUGUGCACCGUAUUUUAGUAAGUUGUUUCUUAUCAUUCGGUCUUCUUUUUCUUGCACGUUUGGGCUUCUCGUCAUCUUCAGCCCUGGGUCUAUAAAAAAAUCUCGCAUUAUACGGCAACUUUUUGUUUGUUUUUUCCUGCAAGUCCGUUUUUAGAGAAGGAAAUAAAUGAAAAAAUUGAUCACAAAAUAACGCACUUGUGUAUUUUAGAUAAAUUAUUUACCAUGGUUCCACAUAUUUCUACAGUCGAAUUAACUGUUCCAUAACAGAUUUGUGAACAUUGAGAGAAGCUUGGAUAAAAUAAUUGGACAACGAUGGAAAAUAUUUUGAGAGGAUUUUGUAGGCAAGCUUUUUUAAAUUUGUAAUUUGGUCUUCAAUGUGUCUCGUGGAGUGAUGAACUCGUAAUCUGAUCGUUAUUGAAAAUUUUGUUUGCUACAUUCUCUGGUUUGGGAAGAUGGCUCUAUAGUUUGAUCAAAGAAGUAACAUAGUUUGUGAGAUUUCUUCUUGAGGUCCGUGGGAUGAAGGAUAUGCCGUUUUUUCAUAAGCUGAGAUCUGGAUCCAUAUAACACCUACUAUCCUUCCAGAAAGACUGCACAUCUCUAAGACUUUUUUUGCCUUGCGAUUCCCAUUUUUGUCACCGGCCAUGACAACGUUGUCACUGCCUUGUUGUAAAUCCGCAUCGUUCGGCAAGCCAAAGAUAACGCAACUGCAAGCAGUGACCCCGUGCUUCAACGUUACAAGAGUCACCCCGCAGAAAUCCUUGCGGUCUGCUUUUCUUCGCUUCAUUACCCAUCGCAUCUAUACUCUUGUUAGUAUUUACCUUCUUAUCAAAGGUCUAAUUGAUUUAGAAGACAAGUUCACGUUACCCAGCAUUGUGUACGUCCCGUUCUGCUCGUUGAUGUUCAUUCCUAAAACACUUUUAUAAUAAAUAGUACCUAAGUAUAAAAAAUCCAU